Molecule: messenger RNA, 1395 nt
Organism: Tinamus guttatus (white-throated tinamou)
Lineage: Eukaryota; Metazoa; Chordata; Aves; Tinamiformes; Tinamidae
Source: RefSeq, a predicted model, not a curated record
CAGUGCCUGAAGAUGGAAAGUUGGUCGGUUGAUCAAGUCUGCAACUGGUUGAGACAGAGAAAUUUAGGAGAAUUAGUUCCUAAGUUUCGUGAAGAAGAAGUAAGUGGAGCAGCUCUUCUGGCUCUUAAUGAUCGUAUGGUGCAGCAGCUGGUAAAGAAGAUUGGGCACCAGGCAGUGUUAAUGGACCUGAUCAAUAAAUAUCACCAACAAAAAAAUGGUCUGCAGUCCCUUACCUGCUAUUGUGGAACAGCUUCUCCAGAAUUGGCAGGAGCAAUCAGUGGAAAAAAUGUGAAAUCAUUUCUUGCAAGAUAUAAGACGUUACAGUGGACAAGUUCUUAUGCUUUGCCAGACUUCCCUUAUGAUGUCAAGUGUAUGUUAGCAGAAAAGAAAAGCCCCGAUCACAGUAUGAGAAUAAGGAUUAUUGAAUACUUGCAAGCAGACAUGACAAAAUACUUAAAAGGAUCUCUGUAUCCAAACAGUCAACAGUAUAACAUCGUUGUCAAUGCUUUGCUGCAGGCAUACCCAUUCCUUGAUGAAGGUGGAAAUGGCUUUUUGCUGUGGAAACGAGCUCUUAAAGAUCGCUUCAAAUACGUCCGGAGACCCAUCGAAGAUGAUGAGCAAGUUCUGAGAAACAAAUGCAAAUUUGGCCACAGGCGGGGACAGAGCAGGAAGUCUGUGUGUGCUGAAAACAAACCCCUUGACGUCCAGCUACGGAUAGAGGAGGAACCUGUUUAUGUUGACGGGCAGGCGCUGGACGUGCACAUUACCUGGCUUAAGCGAGAAUACCUGAAAGCUCAGAGGAACUGGGAGGAGGUGGACAGCAGGAUGCGUGCGACGAGCGGAGUGCGCAGGAAGAUGAUCGAUGACAAGGCACCGUUAAAAGAGAUUCUCAGACUCUUCCCUUUCCUCAGAUGUCCUUAUCAGCUUUUUAGGGAGUUCCAGCUUCUCACGCACACGGACAUUUAUAAGAAAACAGUAGAGAUUUUGGAGACUUACUCGGAGAACAUACUCUCUCUGCAUGUGGUGAGGAAUAAUCCAAUUAACAUUAUGCUGCAAGAAAAUCUGAAACUCCACGCAGAGGAAGACGUUCAGAAAUAUAUGAAGAUGACGGCUGCAUGUUUGCUUCUACCAGAGGUCUUUGGAGAUGAUGCCACUCUGUUUGCUGCAGUGAAUGAGGAGGUGACGGUGGUAACACCGCUGUUGAAAGUGAAAAACCCCUUCAACGUGAACUCGUGUGAGUUUGCUCUGUGCGUAGAGAGAGAGGAGCUCACCCAGCUCGACGACUGCGCUGCGGCCCUGGCCGCGCUCGUGGCCGCGUUCCACGUGUUCGAGAUCCCGUGUCCGUGGGGGAUCCGGAGCACGCUGACCUUCCUCGCGUCCUGGCGCCCGAGGUGA